Molecule: messenger RNA, 2168 nt
Organism: Didymodactylos carnosus
Lineage: Eukaryota; Metazoa; Rotifera; Eurotatoria; Philodinida; Philodinidae
Source: the annotation of a GenBank genome assembly
AUGGAAAGCAUCAAUGAAAUGGUACGAGGAAUGUACAAAGAUAUGGUUCAAUUUUUGCAAACAGAUCUUUUAUUAGAUCAAAGCGAUUUACAAGCAAAAGGAGAGCGUACAUUUGCAAAUGAUUGUUUAAAAGAUGGUGGUGAACUGAAAGGACUAACAAAUGGAGUUGGUUAUGAAGAAGUUCGAGAAUAUACAUCGCGUGGACAACAUCGUUUACGCUACUAUUUUCUAACAAAAUGUUAUUCUGUAUAUUCAAAACGUGUUAUUUUAAAGCAAAUUGGAAAACAAGUGAUACAACCCGAUAUUGUUAUUAUGAAUUCAUGUUUAUGGGAUAUUAGUCGAUAUGGAGUGAAAUCAAUGAAACAAUAUAAACAAAAUUUUAUUAUAUUCUUGAAAAAAUUACGUCGAUUUCUUCCAAAUGCUCUAUUAAUUUGGCUUUCAGCAUUACCAGUAUUUAUUUCAGUAUCAAGAACAUCGAAAGGAGGUGUCAUGCUUAAAUCAGCUGAAUGGGUUCGACCAAUAUUACCAGGAUUAAUUCGCGAUGCUAAUCGUUAUUGUCGAGAAAAAUGUCCAUUGUACGGUGUUUUAUAUAUUGAUUUAUAUAAACAUUUUUAUCAAUUGCUUCAUUUAAGAAAAGUUGAUGGUAUACAUUGGUGUUCUGUUGGACAUCGAAUAAUAACAGAAAUUAUCAUCAAUCAUCUUAAAGCAUUUUGGUUUGGUACAGAUAAAUUUAAUUGUUUAAAAUUAAAAAUGGAAUUAUCCAUAAACAUCAAUGAAUUUAAAAAACAAUUGAAUAAUUAUCGUUAUCUACCAGAUGAUGAAGAAGAAGAAGAAGAAGAAGAUGUUGAUAGUUUCAGUAAUAAUGACGAAUAUAUUCCACCACUUAUGGAUAGAGACUGGAGAAAAAUUGAUGUGAUAUCUCUUAAACGAAAACAAUUAUCAAUAGAAAUUAAUAAUAACAACAAUCAUUUUGAUCGUAAUGAUAAUCAAGUUAUAAUAAAAGAAUAUGAAACGUCUGUGAAUAAUUCACACUCAGAUAUAGAAGUACAACAGGUUAAACAAGUAUUUGAACAGUUUAAGUUAUUGUUAGCAGCCAGAAAGAAGCGACUCAAACAUUUUGGUUGGUAUAAUAAGAAUAAACGUAUGAAAAAUGAUGGUGGUGGUGGUGAUAAUAAUGAUGAUGAUGCAGAUCAAAUACAAGAAUAUUUAAAUUAUAUGGCAACUCUUUUAAUUGUUUCUCCACAACAUUCACCAUCGUUUAACAAAGAUGAUAAUAACGUUAAUGAACACAUGAGUUUCUCGGAUACAUGUAGUGAUGAUAAUGAUGAAAAUGUCUCAAUACCCACGUCAAAUGAACCGUGUAUCUCGAUUAUUCCAUUGUAUAUUGAUCAUUAUUUUCCGUUUCAACCAUUGUCUGAUAUUGUUGCUGUUAAUCAAUGUAUUAAAGAAAACUCUUUUCGAGAAUAUAAUAAUGACGAUGAUUUUGAUCGAAUAAAUCUAACUUCGUAUAUUCACUCUGUUGAUGAAACUUUUAGUAAACGAAAUAAUAAGAUAAAACAAAAUGAUUUGUUGUCUAAUAAUAAUAAUAAUUUUUCAUUCUCAUUCAAUCAGUUAAAUGAAAAUGAAAUUUCUAAUUCGAUCAGUGAACAUUUAGCAACUAGUGAUAAAAUUCAGUCUUCAUUAACAAAUGAAAAUAAUAAAAACAAUGUUAUGUCCUAUAUUCACUGUGAGCAAAACGAAUUAAUCAGACAAAAUGACAUUGAUGAUAUAAAUCGAUUACAAGCAAAUUCUGUGAUUAAACGCAUUUCUCAAUCACCACCACCAUCUUUUAUCAAAUUCAAGAUCAGUGACGAUGCAUUAGUUAUGAAUAACGUAGCAACCACGACGUGCUUUUCUGUUUAUAAACAUAACGAUAGUAACGAUUGUUUGACUAUCAAUACUGCUGAGAGUUUACCAUCACAACACAUUGGUAUUUCCGAUAAUUCAUCAGAAACUCUUCUACCUUCUGUUGAAGUGCAAGAAAUCAUUACAGGUAAACAAAACAUGAAGACAUGAAAUAUUCGAGAUUUUUUAUAUCUUACGCACUUUUGCUCAUAGGUUUCAUUCUAUACUACCUUAGUACAUAUUCGCCUACUGAACUUUUAAUUCGAUACAAUGAACACUCUCAU